UCCAGAGAAACCUCGGAGAACUGUACUGGCUCCUGCCCACCCCAGCCUCCCCAUGAAACCUGCCAGGAGGUCCCAGCGCCGCCAGAGCAUCCGCAGACAUGCCAGUCACCACCACCUGUGCCCGGAUGCCCUACUGCUUGGUGGCACCAGUGUGGAUGCAGAGGACAGCAGCGACCCAGAGAGAAUCUUCCAGAAUCUCCAGCUGCAGAAGGAUCUGGUGGCCAACAUUCGCUGCCGGCCCUGGACCAUGACGCAGAAGCUUCGGGCUCUGAGACACGCCAAGGAGACAGUACUCAGGUUUGAGGGGAGACUCACCAGGACUCGUGGCUACCAGGCGGCAGGCAGCGAGCUCUGGAGGAGGCUCCUGCGUCUUGCCUCUAAUUUUGCUGCCCUCUUCAUCCCCUGGGAAGUGAGAAUAAAGAAAAUUGAGAGUCACUUUGGCUCCAGCGUUGCCUCCUACUUCAUCUUCCUGCGGUGGCUAUUUGGAGUCAAUGUUGUGCUAUCGGUGAUGAUGGGCGCCUUUGUUGUCAUCCCCGAGCUCAUCGCCGGGCAGCCCUUUGGGAGUACUGCCAGAAAGAGAGUCCCCCCGGAGCAUGUGGCAUCUGCCCAAGACCUGGACACCGUGUGGUCCCUGGGGGGCUACCUGCAGUACUCCGCUCUCUUCUAUGGCUACUACGGCCGGGAACGUCGCAUCGGUCAAGUGGGCUACCAGCUGCCCCUGGCCUACUUCCUGGCAGGCAUGGCCAUGUUCGCCUACAGCUUCGUGGUGCUCCUGAGGAAGAUGGCCAAGAACUCAAGCAGCAGCCUGGCUGGAGCCUCGGAUGAGAGCUACACCUUCUGCUGGCGCGUCUUCUGUGCCUGGGACUACCUCAUUGGGAACCCUGAGGCUGCUGAGAGCAAGACGGCCGCCAUUGUCAACAGCAUUCGGGAGGCAAUUCUGGAGGAACAGGAGAAGAAGAGAAACAAAAACCUGGUCGUGACCGUGUGCCUGCGGGUCGUGGCCAACGUGCUGGUGCUGCUCUCGCUGGCUGGCAGCAUCUUUCUCAUCUACUUCGUGGUGGGCCGUGCCCAGCGGCUGGAGCGGGCGCAGCGUGAGCUCACACUCUGGGAGAAGAAUGAGGUGAGUGUGGUGGUCUCCCUAGUGACUAUGCUGGCCCCAUCUGCCUUUGACCUCAUCGGGGCCCUGGAACGCUACCACCCCCGCACCAUGCUGCGCAUCCAGCUGGCAAGGGUGCUGGUUCUGUACCUGGGAAACCUGUACAGCCUCAUCAUAGCUCUCCUGGACAAGGUGAACAGCAUGAACACCCAGGCCACAGCCAUAAGGAACAACACAGCUUCUUGGACAGACACUGUCCUGGCCACUGGCACAGCUCCCACAGGAGAGAGGUGGUCAGGGCUCCCGGGAAACAGCUCAGGGGCCCCCAGGAUGCCCCUUCUGGAAGCCAACAGCACCACCACACCAUCCCAGAGUCCCCCAGGCCCAUGCUGGGAGACCUACGUGGGGCAGGAGCUGCUGAAACUAUUGGUGGUUGACCUACUCUUCACCGUGGCCAGCGUGCUGCUCAUAGACUUUGCCCGAGGCCUGGUCGUGCGCUUCCUCAGCGACUACUGGUGCUGGGACCUUGAAAACAAGUUUCCUGAGUAUGGAGAAUUCAAGAUCGCUGAGAACGUCCUGCAUCUGGUCUACAACCAGGGCAUGAUUUGGCUGGGCGCCUUCUUCUCCCCAUGUCUCCCUGCCCUCAAUGUCCUCAAACUCACUGGACUCAUGUACCUGCGCAGUUGGGCUGUGCUCACCUGCAACGUGCCCCACCAGCAAGUGUUCCGAGCCUCCAGGUCCAACAACUUCUACCUUGCUACGCUCCUAUUCAUGCUCUUCCUGUGCCUGCUGCCCACGGUCUUCGCCAUUGUCCGCUACAGGCCGUCCCCGCACUGCGGCCCAUUCAGUGGCCAGGAGAAGAUGUACGAUGUGGUGGCCGAGACUGUGGCUGAGGACUUCCCCACCUGGGUGGGCUCCGUGCUAGGCUACGCUACCAGCCCCGUGGUGAUUCUACCAGCCAUGCUGCUGCUCCUCAUGCUCAUCUACUAUCUGCAAAGCAUCGCUCGCUCUCUGAAGCUCAGCAACCAACAGCUCCGGGCACAGGUGCAAGACGCACAGUCAGGCGGCAGGAAGAAGCUAGCACUGCUGGUGGGAGCUCAGACCCAUAGCCAGGAGGGGAGCAUGGAGCAGCUUCCGAGGGGCAGUAGGCUUGGUUCCCAGCUUGAUCCCCUGGACACAUCCCAGAACAGCUGCCACAGAAUCAGCACCUGCUCCCCAAAAGGGAGGUGCUCACGUGCUCCAAGCACCCAUAAUAGGAACCUUCCCAGUCGGGGGACACUGGCCCAGUCCCACACCCAGGCUCGCUCAGACCCUCCCUCCAGGAAAGGCUGCCGGCGUCGCCUGAGACCUCAUGGGUCUCUCUGGCCCAAAAGCCGCUUCAGGAUCAACAGCUCGGGGGACAUCAUCGUGCUGUCCCCCAACACCAUGAGGCGAAGUGUGCCCUGGGCCUCCUGGUGGGCAAUUUCCUCAGCACCUAGUGAGGAAGAAGGGGAGGAAGAGGAGAUCCUCAGGGCAGGGCUUAGUCCCCGGCCUCUCCACCCAAGCUCCCUAGCAGAUCUACCCAGGGUGCCCCGAUUCUAUGCCAGCUCACACCGAGCACCCAGGUGCCAGGGAAAGGGACUCUCCACCUCUUGGAAUGGUGACCUAGGUCCGCCCAGCCGACCAGUGUCUUUGCACAGGAAGUCACGUGGCAGACACCCCCAGUACCCCUGGAGACCCCGGGCUGCACCUGCCCUCACAGAGUCCGACUCGGUAUCCAGCAGUGACCUGCAGUCUAUGGGUUCUACCCCCCAGGCCAGGCCCCACUGGGAGGGGAUCCCCCCACCUUGGCACCCGCAGUCCUGGAGGCAGGUUCCUGUGGCUGCCCAGGACCUGGUCUGCUCCUAUGUCUAGGCCCCAGAAUCCCCUUCUGAGGCUCAUGACCAGCUGCAGAGCUGGGCUGUCUGGACUCCUGGACACAGGCAGCCAAUGAGCAGCAGAGUGGUCCCAGAAACUGC
This is a messenger RNA of Suncus etruscus (white-toothed pygmy shrew), 3093 nucleotides long. RefSeq names its product transmembrane channel like 3 (gene TMC3). Bases 53 to 2989 code for a protein of 978 amino acids. Gene Ontology annotation, molecular function: mechanosensitive monoatomic ion channel activity. Gene Ontology annotation, cellular component: plasma membrane. Lineage: Eukaryota; Metazoa; Chordata; Mammalia; Eulipotyphla; Soricidae. The record is from RefSeq and is a predicted model, not a curated record. The transcript has 22 exons.